Messenger RNA from Gongylonema pulchrum, 405 nucleotides. NCBI's taxonomy places the organism in Eukaryota, Metazoa, Nematoda, Chromadorea, Rhabditida, Gongylonematidae. The record is from the annotation of a GenBank genome assembly.
AUGGCUCCAAAACUGCCGCCAGCAGAACAGCGGGAAACAGUGUUCGUGAAAACGAAUAUUUAUCCACUGGAAGUGGAAAAUCGAAUUGUGUAUCGCUACGAUGUGCGCAUAUAUGUAAGCCGUGCUGGUACAUCGAAAGAAAGGCCGGUCGAUUUAUGCAAAGGCGAAAGAGAUGAUGCUGAGGUGACUUUGCGCCACCGAAAAUGCAUGUUGCUGUUGAGACGCGCGCUGCAACUUUACCGUGUUCUCAGUGAAAGUGGUGCGUAUUUGUACGACUUGUCGAGCACAUUAUUCACCAAUGAGCCGCUCGCUAAGGAACUGCUACUUCGCCUGAAAAUCCCAGUGGAGAAGCUAACACCGGAGCUAGAAGAUCUUAUCAGGGUUGCAAUGCGUGUGUUGAAAUAA